AGUUUGGCUAGUAUAAUAAACUAAAUAAAGUAUUAUUAUCUUAAAAGUCAAGACCUAUUAUUAUUGUAAAAAGACAAAAUAAUCAACAAUAUAAUUUACCUAAUACGUUCAAAUAUAAUUCUUUGGUUAUGUUUUCGCAACAAAGUCGGCCCAAAUCAAUGGUAAAGAUCAAGUUCAAACAUAGAUAUCCAUCAUUUUUGAUGGGUUUGGAGCCAAAACAAUCUAAAAAAAAAUUAUCCAAUUUCAGAGGUGAUGAGUUAAUCAAUUCAAGAUAUUCAUCAUUUAUUGCAAUUAAUAAUACAUCCAGUCAUUCUACUUCUAUGAAAAAUGUUGCUAAUGAGAUUGUUGAAGAAAAAAAACUUGAUUCAAAUAAUAGUAAUACAAUCAAUCGAUACAAAGAAAAAGAACAGAAAAUAGUUAUUUUUGAUGAUUCGGUGAUUCAAUUGCCAAAUAUUUUGCAUCAACUCUUAACAGAUACAAAUGACCGCCACAAUCACUAUAAAUGUCUAAUUGAAAUUUUUCAAACAAAAUUUCUCGGCUUUCAACUGGACAACCGUUUAACAAAUUUAGUGACAAUUAUAGAAUCGGGUCUAAGGAACAAAUCUAAUGACAAUGAUGAAAUAGGCUUGUCUAUUAAUAUUUUAACAUUAACAAUCAUUACCAUGGGCAAUGAAUUCAAUGCACAAUUUGAAUCACUAUAUCUAACUUUGCGAGACAUUGUCAUACAUUCACAAUUUCCACCAUCACUACGAUCCAAUGCAGCAAUAUCAUUGAGUAUCGGUUGUUUUAUAACUGAAUUUGGUUGUGAAAAGAUGAAAGAAUUAUUAUUAUAUUUGUUAUCAAUAGGUUUAGCACAAGACCAUAUUCAUAAAUAUGGCAAGCAAAUCAUAUCAUUGAAAUCAUUAUGUUUAAAACUUUUCCUAUUUUUAUCCACCAAGUGUGAUAUUGAUUAUGUGACAAAAAUAAUUGGCAAAUAUUUAGAUAAAAUUUUCAAUCUAUUUGAUUCUAACGAUUCGGAAAUGCGUGUAUCUGUUGGUCUCAUUUUUGUUCAUCUAAUUGAAAGACAUGAUCAUUUGCAAAAACCAUUCCAAUGUGACUUUGGAGAAAAAUUGAAUUCGUGA
This is a messenger RNA of Dermatophagoides pteronyssinus (European house dust mite), 1121 nucleotides long. Its product is annotated as interferon-related developmental regulator 2-like. NCBI's taxonomy places the organism in Eukaryota, Metazoa, Arthropoda, Arachnida, Sarcoptiformes, Pyroglyphidae. The record is from RefSeq and is a predicted model, not a curated record.